Messenger RNA from Penicillium atrosanguineum, 3720 nucleotides. Its product is annotated as ubiquitin-specific protease UBP2. NCBI's taxonomy places the organism in Eukaryota, Fungi, Ascomycota, Eurotiomycetes, Eurotiales, Aspergillaceae. Gene Ontology annotation, molecular function: proteasome binding; cysteine-type deubiquitinase activity. The record is from RefSeq and is a predicted model, not a curated record. The transcript is spliced from 7 exons. Gene Ontology annotation, biological process: protein deubiquitination; regulation of proteasomal protein catabolic process; proteasome-mediated ubiquitin-dependent protein catabolic process. The coding region runs from base 1 to 3720 and encodes 1239 amino acids.
AUGGCGUAUCCACAGAAAGCUGGCAAAACCACUCCCCGGCUAGCGGAGGACAUACGAUUGUACGAUCCAGCACAUCCCCCAGGCACCGGCCGCAACCUGCUCUCCGAAGUACCGCCAGUAUUCCAAGGCCGUCUUGAUGGGCGACAGGACUGGAUAUCGUCCGAGGCGUGCCAACACAAGUACCUGAUAAAGGCAGAUCAAACUUUCCUGGCGCAAGAAGAGCAGAAAAAAAGACCAGGUGCAUCAUCCAAAGUAUCUGCCAUUUGCUCGAGGUGCCGUUGCCAUCUACAGGUAGUGGUCAACCAUACCAGUGGUGGAAAUUCAUUCGCACGGAAGCCCAGGGAGGGCCACAUUCAUCACCUUGUGUACAAGUCAGGAAGACAACAUGGCACAUCAUCCGUCGAGGUGACAGAGCAGGGGCAGGUGGUUGAAACAUUCCACUAUCAAUGCUCCCACAUUUCAUGCUCGGAAAUGGUGUCGCUACGGAUCCUGUCGCCUCUCAUCAAUCCGCAAUUUGUAUACCUCCUGACAGAUCCAGAGGCGAUUCGCCAGCGAGCGGAGGAAGCGAUCGCGGUCGAGCCAGAGCGCUUGGAGGGCAUGGCCAAGCCUUUGCCUAUAAACAUCUUGGAUAACCUACGGCUCUACCUUUCCAACUCUCUUCACAGCAGCAAAAUCAGCAAGGCGAUCUCUGGGAACAACAAACGGUUUAUGAUUUCCUUCGGUGUGGAGGGUAAACCUUGUCAACAGGUUUUGGAGUUUCUUGGCUUUACGUACCGUGAGGAUCAAAGUUGGCAGCCUCCACAGCCAGAUCCGAAAGCGGAGACUCCAUACCAAGACGCGCUCUGUGUAUUCCUGGACGACGUCAUUCAUGAAUUACUGUCUUUAAUCAACCACCGACCCUUAUCAGAAAGAAAAGAAAUCACAGUCCCACCAUUACCCCCAACUGCAUCAGACAGUAUCCUUCAAGCGUUGGAGGCCUUGAACUAUUCGAAAACAUCCCGCGCCGAAAAGUUCGAAAUGGCUUACGCUCCGUACUACGAAGAUCUGGGGGUGGUUGAAGACAUGGACACUCCGUUAAUUAUUGACGCCUACCAACGUCAAGUUUCCUCAGAUCUGGCCAAUGCACCUCACUAUCUCGAAUGUCUCAAGUCCAUUGGCAUGCUUCGUGGUGGUCAAGACUGGGAAUCCAUUGACCAGGCUGUCCAGGCCGCCUAUGCAGAAGGGAAGUACACAAUAAACGAUCUGGAUGCAGCCUACAAUUAUUUCCAUCUCUCACGAGAGGAUUCAAGCAUCACCGAAGACAAUAUCAUUGGGAAGUACUACGCAUACCUGGGCUCAGUUAGCCAGAGUGACCAGAUAUUGGAAGCUGCACGAAACUUGUGGCGGAUUGGCAAUAGCAGGGGCAGCGAUCGCAUAAUGGCCGUUUCUGAAGAUCGCGUUGCUUCUGCAGAACAGGCUGAAGUUUUUCUUGGCAUCGACGCAAACACCCCCGAUGACUUUAUCAUCACUAUGUACACUGCGAAGCUCACCGACAAUCCGGCUUGUAAAGACUUGGCGGAUAAGGCACUCAAGCUUAUUGCGGAGGAUCGGAAUUCAAUUGGUUUGAAGCAUUUCCUUGAUACUGGUGAAACAGUGGAGGGCGACAUGGACAUUGGCGAUGCAUACCGCCUGCUCCAAAUUCCAGACCGGACUGCCGAUGCCGACGCUGUCAUAGCGGCAUACACCAUCUGCGUCAAUGAAAAUGCUGGCCAGGCCGAAACCUAUCACUGUGCUUUGAGCAUCAUUGCAAAAGAAAUGGACAACGUCGGGCUGAAGAACUUGGCCGGCAUCUCUACCGAGUCAGAUCGUGAUUUGUCGGAUUGGCCUGUUGGUCUGCAAAAUAUUGGUAACACAUGCUAUCUCAACAGUCUCCUCCAAUUUUACUUCUCAGUCCGCCCAUUCCGAGACAUGGUCCUCGAUAUCGAGAAACAUCAGAUGGACCUGAACGAUGAGAAGAGCGUUGUUCAAAAACAAGUUGGAUCUCGAAAGGUGGCCAAGAAAGAAGUCGAACGUUCACUCAAGUUUCUUGGGGAGCUUCGGAACCUGUUCCAUGACAUGAUCGGCUCUACACGGUCUUCUGUCAUUCCUGGUCAGGAGCUCGCACGAUUAACUUUAAUUAGUCCUGGGGGCGAAGCUGCGAUUCGUCGCAGGUCAACGAUAGGAAAGUCCUUAAGUCUGGGUGAAAUCGAAGGAGCACCUAUUUUGGGACCGCUUGGCCCCCCUCCGCCUAUUGCGGAGGAGAACAAUGAGCAGCCAACAGCCCCCGAUGUCGACGAGUCGGCCCAUGCCAAAGACCCGAGCCCUGCUGGUGUGGAUAGUGAUGCUACCUUAGUGUCUGAUAACAACGAAAGCAAAAGCCCCAGUGGAAACGAAGGUAAUGACUCCUUUUCGCCAAAGACAGGGGAGCCUGAAGGGGGUGUACCUCUUGAUUCCAACUCCGAACCUCCCAAUCGCCCGCCGCCAAUUCCCCCGCGCCCGGUUCCAGAAGUCGAUCGCCAGAAGCAAUUGAUUGAAGAAGUCGAGAUUGGUGCCCAGCAGGACGUCACAGAAGUGAUCAACAAUGUUCUUUUCCAGAGUCAAUGUGCCAUCAAACCCAUUCGGGUGGCCACCGAUGGCGAGCAGGUCGAUCAGAUCAAAGACUUAUUCUACGGUCAAACUCGGUCCUACAUUUCCACCGGGAAAAGCGUUCGAUCGAAGGAGGAACGAUGGUGUGAUAUCAAAGUCAAUGUUGCCGGUGGUUCACGGGAUAUCUAUGCUGCGAUUGACGGAGCUUUUGAUGCCCAGAAAAUCAGCGUUGAGAACACUGAAGCCGAGCAAUAUGGCUCUAUCACUCGACUGCCCCCAAUCCUGCAGAUCCAGGUUCAAAGGGUUCAGUUUGAUCCGGUGAAGAAGAGCUCUUUCAAGUCGACACACCACCUCGAUCUUCUGGAGACCAUCUACAUGGACCGAUACAUGGACACCCAGAAAACGGAAAUUGUGGAUCGCCGUCGUCGGUGCUGGGAGUGGAAGAGUGGACUCAAGUCACUAGAGGCUCGUAAGGCGGAGCUGCUCCGAAAGCAGGAGGAGGAUGGUCUUACUAUGUCACAGCUACUCAGCAACGCAAAGGAAGCUCUUGAAGACUUGGAGGAAAUCACCGCGGAGGAUUCUACGCAAGUCGAGUCGUUAUCCUCCGAGCUGGAUCUUCUCUCCGAGAGCGCGAAUGCUGAGCUCCAAGCAAUCGAUCAACAAGUCCAAGACACUAAGGCGAUGAUCUCGAAUCAAUUCGCUGAGUACCGCAAUCUCCCCUACCGCCUGUACGCGGUCUUUGUGCACCACGGCUCUGUCUCUUUCGGUCAUUACUGGAUCUACAUCUACGACUUCCGGAAGGAAAUCUGGCGCAAGUACAACGAUGAGUACGUGACCGAAGUCAAGAAUUUGGAUGAAAUAUUCAAAUACACCGGUAACUCCAACCCGCCCACCCCCUACUUCCUAGUCUACAUCAACGAGAAAAUGAAGGAACGCCUUGUCGAUCCUGUCUGCCGCGACAUCGUUCAGCCUAUGACGGAUGCGCCGAUUGCCGAGACCUCUGCAGAUGCACCCAUCGCCAUGGAAGAUGUUCAGACCACAAAACCUGCCGAAGAUGUGGACAUGGGACUGCCGUCAUACGAUGAGGCGGCAGGUACAGGAAAGGAUGUGCCUUAG